Saprolegnia parasitica CBS 223.65 is the source of this 869-nucleotide messenger RNA. RefSeq lists its product as hypothetical. The record is from RefSeq and is a predicted model, not a curated record. Bases 91 to 819 code for a protein of 242 amino acids. Lineage: Eukaryota; Oomycota; Saprolegniomycetes; Saprolegniales; Saprolegniaceae. The transcript has a single exon.
UUGUCGCCAGCAGGCCGAGUAGCCCGGCCAUCCUUGCCCGCGACUGACGCAUUCUGCGAUUUCCUCACCCGCAACCGUAUCCUCCGCACCAUGUUUGGCCUCAAGAAGCUCGCUUGCAUCGCUGUCGCUGCCCUCGCUGCCAUGGCCUCGGCCUCGUCGCCUGUCAACACCACGGCGCCGGCUGUCAACGGCACGAGCGUCGUGCCCCCGGCGUCGCAGUACACCCUCACGCUCUUUGGCAAGCUUCUUGGCGACCUCAACAUCGAACACGUCGAGGGCCAGCCGCUCACGGACGAGGAGUACAACAAGGCCGUUGAUGACCUCGAGGAACUCUUCUUGAACAAGGUCCCCAAGUCGAAGCUCAAGGAAUACAAGGCUGAGCUGACUGCUCUUCUUGCCCGCAUCUCGGUCGCGGAGCUCGAGCAGCUCUUCUCGGACGUCUCGUUCGAGCUGACGAAGUACGUUCUCGAGGACAGCUCGGCCAACACGACGGCUACCGCCAACGUCACGGUGCCCGCUAACACGACGACGAAGGCGCCGGUGAUUGUCAAGGCCGCCGAGUCGACGAACGACAAGUUCCUUGGCCUCGACAACAAGCAGAUCAUUGUCUCUGGUGGAGCCAUCGGUGGCUUCAUGGUUGUCGUCGCAGUUGCGCUUGCUGUCUCGGCCUCGCGCGAGAAGAAGGCCGCGCCUGCCCAGUCCGUCCUCGCUGACAACGUCAUUGACGAGAUCGAAGCCGCCGAGAAGGCUUCGCCCGCCGCCAAGGACGCCGAUGUUGAGGACAUGACGAGCGAGUCGCCCAGCGUCGUCAGUGUCUAAGUGGACUCUCCGUUUUUGGUUGACGCGUAAUGCGAUUGAUUUUUAUGCGA